Molecule: messenger RNA, 4761 nt
Organism: Miscanthus lutarioriparius
Lineage: Eukaryota; Viridiplantae; Streptophyta; Magnoliopsida; Poales; Poaceae
Source: the annotation of a GenBank genome assembly
AUGCUCCGCCGCGGCGUGCUCCUCCUCGCGGCCGUCCUCCUCGCCGUCGCUCACUCGCCCCUCGCGUACGCCUCGGAGGCCGACCACAAGUAUAAAACAGAAGAACCUGUUAAGCUAUGGGUAAACAAGGUUGGGCCUUACAAUAACCCUCAAGAGACGUACAACUAUUACAGUCUCCCAUUUUGUCAACCAUCUGAAAACCCUGCGCAUAAAUGGGGUGGUCUCGGAGAGGUCCUUGGUGGAAAUGAGCUGAUUGAUAGUCAGAUCGAUAUAAAGUUCAUAAAAAAUGUGGACAAGGGGGCCAUUUGCACAAUUGAACUUGAUGCUCAAAAGGUUCAGCAAUUUGCUAAUGCCAUUGAAAACUCAUAUUGGUUUGAGCUUUUCAUAGAUGAUCUGCCAUUGUGGGGUUUUGUUGGGGAGACUGACAAAAACAAUGAGAACAAGCACUACCUUUACACUCAUAAGAACAUUGUUGUUAAAUACAAUGGUAACAGGAUAAUUCAUGUGAAUCUAACGCAAGAGUCACCUAAGCUUCUUGAAGCUGGUAAAAAGUUGGAUAUGACUUAUUCAGUAAAGUGGGUGCAAACAAAUGUGGCAUUUGCACGGCGUUUCGAGGUUUACUUAGACUACCCGUUCUUUGAACACCAGAUUCAUUGGUUCUCCAUCUUCAAUUCAUUCAUGAUGGUUAUUUUCUUGACUGGUUUAGUGUCAAUGAUAUUGAUGAGGACACUAAGAAAUGAUUAUGCAAAAUACGCUCGUGAAGAUGACGAUCUGGAAUCACUUGAGCGAGAUGUUAAUGAGGAAUCUGGGUGGAAGCUUGUCCAUGGUGAUGUGUUCCGACCUCCUCACAGCCUGGUGUUUCUUUCUUCCCUUGUUGGUAUUGGCACUCAGCUGGCAGCUCUUAUCCUGCUUGUGAUUGUGUUGGCCAUUGUUGGCAUGUUAUAUGUUGGGCGAGGAGCUAUCAUCACAACCUUUAUUGUGUGCUAUGCUCUUACAUCUUUCAUCUCUGGAUAUGUUAGUGGUGGCCUCUAUUCAAGGAAUGGUGGCAAAAACUGGAUAAAGGCUAUGAUCCUUACAGCAUCACUUUUUCCAUUCUUGUGUUUCUCGAUUGGAUUGGUGUUAAACACUAUUGCUAUCUUCUACCGAUCAUUAGCAGCUAUACCAUUUGGCACAAUGGUUGUUAUGUUUGUUCUUUGGGCUUUCAUCUCCUUCCCGUUGGUUCUAUUGGGGACUGUAGUUGGUAGAAAUUGGAGUGGUGCUCCCAACAACCCUUGUCGUGUGAAAACGAUCCCACGCCCUAUCCCUGAGAAGAAGUGGUACCUCACACCUUCUGUUAUUUCAUUGAUGGGUGGGCUUCUCCCCUUCGGCAGCAUCUUCAUUGAGAUGUACUUCGUAUUCACUUCCUUCUGGAACUACAAGGUGUACUACGUCUAUGGUUUCAUGUUGCUGGUCUUUGUCAUCCUCAUAAUAGUCACCAUAUGUGUCACUAUUGUGGGUACUUAUUUCUUGUUGAAUGCUGAGAACUAUCAUUGGCAAUGGACAUCAUUCUUCUCUGCUGCAUCUACCGCCUUGUAUGUAUAUCUAUACUCUAUAUACUAUUAUCAUGUGAAGACAAAGAUGUCAGGCUUUUUCCAGACAAGCUUCUAUUUUGGUUACACCUUGAUGUUCUGUCUUGGAUUGGGAAUACUUUGUGAAGUAGGCAACAUUCGACAUCAGACCGAACGCUUCGAGGCUACUGUCAUCGUGCGCUACAGCAUGAAGCUGGUGGUCGAGGUCGUCGGCGCGCACGACCUGCCGGCGAGGCGCGGCCGCGUGACCCCGUUCGUGCAGGUCGCGUUCGGCGGCCAGCGCCACGCGACCGGCGUUAGGCCCGGCGAGGCCAACCCGACGUGGAACGAGACGGUCGUGUUCGUAAUCGACGCGAUCGUCGCCGGCCGCGGCGGCCGGCUGUCGGACCGUUCCAUCGACGUCGGGGUCUACCACCGGCGCGCCUCGGGCCGCAAGAGCUGCCUCGGCCGCGUCCGCCUGUUCGGCGCGGCCGUCGCGCCGUCCGCUGAGGAGGCCGUCCUCCUGCGCUGCCCACUCGACAAGCCCAGCUUCUUCGCCCCGGCGCGCGGCGAGGUGGCGCUCCGACUCUACCUGGCGCCGUACGGCCCGCCGGCCACUCCCAGCGCCGCCGCCGCUGCGCUGGCGGGGAAUGCCUACUCUACCACGUAUGCCACAAGUACCUUCAACGACACCGCCUCCAUGGCCGGCGGCCCAGAGACAGUGAUCGGAGGCGCGAGCACGCAGUCGUCUCCUGCAAUGGUGAUCAAGAAGAAAAAGAAGAAGAAAGAACCGGUGCAAGAGCCGCCGCCGGUGCAUGUCUUCAACUCCAUCCCAACGCAGUCCAGCACCGGGUCGCUGAUCUUCCCGCCACCACCACCGCCGUCCAUGCCACCGCCCACCGCAGCCCCAAAGGCCACCAAGAAGGCUGCGGCGCCUGCCACCGCCGACGACGCCAAGGCGGCGGAGUACCUCAUGGUUGACAAGCUGGAGUUCCUGUACGUCAACGUAGUGCGCGGCAGGGGCCUCUCCGGCACCGACCCGUACGUGGAGAUCCGGGUGGGCAACUACUCGGCGGUGACACGUCAUCUUGUCAGGAACCAUGAGCCCGAGUGGAACCAGGUGUUCGCCUUCUCCAAGGAUCAGCUGCAGGCGGACAGCGUGGAGGUGAUCGUCAAGGACAAGAACCUCAUCGUGUGGGACAGCAUCGUCGGCAGAGCUGCCCUGAACAUCCUCGAGCUCCCAAGCUUGGCUCCUCCUAACCGCCCUCUGGCGCCUCAAUGGUACAGGCUCACGGGCGCCAAGGGCCAGUGGACAGGCGGCGAGGUCAUGGUCGCCGCCUGGAAGGGGUCGCAGUCCGACGAGGCCUUCGCCGGCGCACUGCACUCCGGCGCGCACGACCUGGCACCGGCCAACGUGGCCACCACCCAGACGAAGUGCUACUUCGCGCCACGGCUGUGCUACCUCCGGUGCCACGUCAUCGCCGCGCAAGACUUGGUCCACCCUGACCGCAGCCGCCGGUCGCGGAUGAGCGUGUUCGCGAGGGUGCAGCUCGGCGGGCAGAGGUGGUGCACGCGGGCGUCGCCGAGCGCCAAGUGGGACGAGGACUUCUUCCUCGUCGCGGCGUGGCCGUUCGACGAGCCCCUGGAGAUCGCCGUCAUUGACAUCACCUCGCCGCAGCGGCACGAGCUGCUGGGCGAGCAGUUCGACAAGAAGAAGUUCAAGCCGCCGGCGCCGUCAUGGCACGACCUCGAGCUGCCACGUUCAUCUGACGGCGGUGGCGGUGGUGGCGACGAUGCCCCGGACAGAUCAGGACGGCGGCACGAGUUCAGGAGCAAGAUACAGCUGCGCGUCUACUACGAUGCGGCGUACCACGUCCUCGACGAGGUCACGUCGUACGCCAGCGACUUCCAGCCAUCGGCGCGGCCGCUCCGAUCGCAGGCCAUCGGUGUCCUCGAGCUCGCCGUCCUGCGAGCAACCGGCCUCCGGUCAACGAAGCGCCCGAACGGCGGGCGAGGGACUGUCGACGCCUACUGCGUCGCAAAGUACGGGCAGAAGUGGAUCCGGACACGCACGCUCCUCGACACGGCCUCGCCGAGCUGGCAGGAGCAGUUCACGUUCGACGUGUUCGACCCCUGCACCGUGCUCACCGUCGCCGUCUUCGACAACAGCCAGCUCUCCUCCGCCGAGGCCUCGCGGCGCGGCGACACCGACGCGCCGCUGGGCAAAGUCCGCAUCCGCGUAUCCACGCUGGCGUCAGGCCGCACGUACGAGCAGCCGUACUCCCUGUUCGUGGUGCACCCCACCGGGCUCCUCCGGUGCGGCGAGCUCCACCUCGCCGUCCGGUUCACGCACACGGCGUGGCUCAACAUGAUGUCGCUGUACCUCCGGCCGGCGCUGCCGAAGCAGCACUUCGCGAAGCCGAUCCCGACGCACCUCCUCCCGAGGCUCCGGCGGAACGCCGCGGACGUCGUCGCGUCCCGCCUGGCGCGCGCCGAGCCGCCGCUGCUCCCGGGCGCCGUGCACUACCUCCUCCGCGACCCGUCUGCGCACCCGAGGUCCGACGUGGCGGAGGCCUACGCGUACAGCAUGCGCAGGUCCCUCGCCGCUUGCGCGCGCCUGCGCGACGUGCUGGCCCCGCUCGCCGCGUUCGCGCGCUGGUUCCGGGGCGUCCGCGACUGGGACAACCCGGUCACCACCGUCCUCGUCCUGGUCGUGUUCCUCGUGCUGGCGUGGAUGCCCAAGCUCAUCCUUCCGACCUUCUUCCUCUACCUUUUCGCCGUUGGCGUGUGGAACUUCUGGCGGCGGCCGGCGCAGCCGGCGCAGAUGGAGCACUACAGCGACGGCGUUCCCCAGGCCAUGUUCGAGGAGGAGUUCGACGCCGGGUUGCCGUCGGGGACCCUGCCGGAGGUACUCCUCCUGUGGUACUUGCGACUCCGGGAAACGGCUGCUCACAUCCAGGGGUUCAUCGGUGACGUCGCCUCGAAGGGAGAGCGCGUGCACGCGGUGCUGGGGUGGAGGGACGGCCGCGCCACGGUGAUCGCGCUCGUGGCGGUGGCCGCGCUCACCGUCGUGAGCUACGCGGUGCCGUUCAAGGCGCUGGUGUCUGUCACCGGGCUCUACGUGAUGAGGCAUCCGCUGCUGCGGCGGAAGGAGCCGUCGGCGCUGAUGAGCUUCUUCCGGCGGUUGCCGUCCAAUGCCGAUGUCAUGCUGUGA